Molecule: messenger RNA, 3510 nt
Organism: Hypanus sabinus (Atlantic stingray)
Lineage: Eukaryota; Metazoa; Chordata; Chondrichthyes; Myliobatiformes; Dasyatidae
Product: sialidase-2-like
Exons: 3
Coding region: 1241-2572 (443 amino acids)
Biological process (GO): ganglioside catabolic process; oligosaccharide catabolic process
Cellular component (GO): cytoplasm; membrane; lysosome
Molecular function (GO): exo-alpha-sialidase activity
Source: RefSeq, a predicted model, not a curated record
GUCAGAGAUGGGGUGAAUCGUGCAACUCCUCCUGUUCCCUCCGGAGACAGUGAGAGCGAAUCCGGAGCUGGCCGGUGAACCGAGGGGUCGAAUACCCUGUCCCAUCCUCGUCUCUGUCAGUGGAGCCCCGCCGCUUCUGAGGUGCCCGCGACCAGCGGUUCUCCGGCUCAGCCUUAGCGACCCCCGUCUCUCAGAGCACAAAACGGCACCAGUCUGUUCUCCCAGCCCAAUACCCUGGGCACUUCCUGUCGCUUUCCCUCUUCCUAACUCUACUUUCUGCACAAAUCCCAACCAAUUGUUUCAACUGCCAGUGAUCCUUCACUUUCGUUCGUCCGGAAGGAAGGGUGCCUGUGAAUGGGAGAAGCACUGAAGAGGAACUGGCAGACUGGACAAGAGGCAUCGGGACUUUUGCUGAAUGUUGUGUAUCUGAUGCGAUGCCGGGGUCUUACUGGUUUAUAUAAAGUUAUAUUUACAGUAGGUAAGCCCCAAGUUACUGGAGGAAGUGUGUUAGUGUGGAUAGUACAGGCUGGAAGGACCGAGCCAAUUGAGUACCCCUGGGAUCGCUUCUUUCCCCUCAGUUGAUUACUACAGUAUUCAGAUUAAUGACCUGGAGGAUGGAACAGAAUGUGAAGUUCCAAGCUUGCCAAUGACCUGGAAAUAAGUGGAGACGCCAUUUGGUGAUGAGGACAUUGUGGCUCUGCAAAAGGUUAGAUUGAGUGGCUGGGAGAAAAGAGGUGGCGUGGAUAAAUGUGGGAAGUGUGAACAAUCAGAGGAUGGAUUAUUAUCGAAAUGCAGAGGGAUUGCGGAUGAGUGAAGUUGAGAGAGCCUGGGGGUUCAGAACAUUCAUCACAAAAAACUAACAGGAAUGUCCAAAAGGUAGCUCAGACGGCAAAUUAUAUGUUGGCCGAUGUCGUAAAGGGAUUGUGGUUCAAAAAGCAGGCUGUUUAUUUUUCAUAGUUGUACAGGAUGAGGCCGUGCACGCAAACAGUUUUAGUCACCUUACUUAAAAAGGAUUCAGUAGCAAUACAAGUAUUCCAAAGGAGAUUCAGCAGGUGAAUUUCUGGGAGGAGAAGGUUGUCCUAACAUGAGUAUAGAUACCCUCUGACAACACAAAAUAGGCCAACUGGUCUGAUGCUGCUACUAAUUUGUUUUUUUUUGUUACUCAUACAACUGCCCCUGCUUUUAUCCAGACCUCCUUGAUAAGCCUCUUGCAGUUCUGCCGAGGGUGACAUUGAAGAGGAUGGCUUGUUCAGAUUCUUUGUGCAAAACCGAUCUGUUCAAGAAAAGCACAGGAACGGGUGGAUUUCGAAUUCCUGCACUGCUCCACAUUCCAGACUCAAACAUACUUCUGGCCUUUGCAGAGAGCAGACGCGGCCCCAAAGAUGAAAGUGCUGACCUGUUGUACCUGCGAUGCUGCGAAUAUAAUAAAUCUUCAGAAGAUUUUCAGUGGGAGGAUGCAAAACCUAUCCAGUCUGCACAACUAGGGAAUUGCCGAUCCAUGAAUCCUUGUCCCGUCUAUGAGAAAAAAAAGAAGACAGUCUUUCUCUUCUUCAUUGCAGUCGAAGGAUCAACAUCAGAGCAAGAGCAGAUCAGAAGUCAAAAAAAUGCUGCACAACUUUGUUAUGUUACUAGUGUCGACAAUGGACAGACGUGGGGUGACAUUAUAAACCUAACAGACAACGGUGCCAAAGCAGAGCCUUGUAUAGGUGUCACCAUCAAUACAUGGGCAACAUUUGCCCUGGGUCCAGGCCACGGUAUUCAGCUAAACAGUGGACGUCUUGUUAUCCCUGCCAAUGCUCACGUGGUAGAGUCCAAUGAAAUCGGGGUACGGGCUUUCACUUUCUACAGUGAUGAUGGUGGGAAGUGCUGGGAAAUUGGCAAAUUUAUAUCUGGGGAGGAGUGUGGGGAAUGUCAGGUGGUGUCAUUGGAUCAAGCCAAUGGAUCCAGUGGGCAGGCUUUAAUAUAUUGCAAUGCUCGGAACAAUAAAGCAGAUAAGAAUCAGUAUCGGGUGGAAGCCUUCAGUAAUGAUGGUGGGAAAACCUUCACAGAAGGGAAACUGGUGACACAGCUGGCUGAAUAUUCAGCAGGUUGCCAUGGCAGUAUCAUCAGUUUUCCUGCCUCAGACAUUUCACAUAUCCAAAACUAUCCUGACCUUGUAACGUACCACACUCAAAAGGGAGGUGAUGCUUCAAAUUUUGACGUUAUGUUGUUCUCACACAUCACAAACUCCAACCCACGGAGGGAUUUAGGAAUUUACCUUUGUACUUAUUCUGGUGACCCUCAAACCCAGACAAAACCUUAUCCUGGUGACCGUCUUACCUGGACAAACCCUUGGGUCUUUUUCCCUGAUGAAAGUGCCUACUCAGAACUGGCAUUUGUUAAACUUCCAGAGGAAAGAAAUCCUGUUGUUACUUGUUUGUUUGAAUGCGGGAAAAACACCGAUAUGAUCUCAUUUUGUGUUUUGCAAAUUGAUGAUAUUAUUGAGAAAACUGUAAAGAAAAUGAAUGAUACUCAGAAUCCAGAAGUAGACAAAUGCACAAUUAGUAAAUGCUUUCAUUGCUGUUGCUGCUAGCAGCUGGAAUAGAUUGUGUUUGGGAUGCUUGGGUCCCCAGUGAUCCCUCAGUUACUUUUUACACACCUUUGCGCAGAUCAUAGCUGCUUUUCUUGAGCUCUACGGAUCCCUGGCAAUGUAGGCUCGAUGUCACACUGUAAGUGCUGCUCACAUGAAACUAUCGAUCCGGGGUUUCUGGUUCAGGAGGACCCAGAAUUGUAUGUUCAUCGUGUGAAAUAACCUUCUGGCAGGUUAACUAAAUCAAAGGAAUUUUGUAAUGCUUGCUAGCUUUGAAAUGAAAAUGCAGAUAUAACCACAAAAGCACUUUUAUUCAAUGCAAACAAUCACGGCACAACAGGUCUGCACACAACAGGUUGUCAGAUUCCACCUGCUGAUACCAGAGAACACAUGGGAAAUUUCCACAUUCUGCAUUAAUGCCAGAGGUAGAGAACAGCAGUCAGUCUGCUAAUAUCAUGCUCAGAAAUAAAUAAAUGUAAUAAGAGAAUUCAUGCAUAGAAACAGUAAGAUUUGAAUAACCUUUUAUUGAAAAAAGAUCAGGCUCUUUCGAAAUAGAGAUACGCUUUUACGACUAUUUCUUACAGUUUCUCAUGAAUCAAAAUAUUACAGUAAGUUUCUGCUCUAAAGAAUGCAAUGGUCAGUUGUUAAUGAUACAAAGUUGAGUUUGGUUUCUCCAGUGUAAAGGUGGUUCCCUCAUUGUGCUGAUGUUUAAAGCACAAACUCUAAUGUCUACAGCAACUGAAAGUUGUGUUCAUGAUGACAGUGGGAGUCGGCCUUUGAAGCUCAUUGAUACUGUGCUGGCUGCAUUAUUUUUCACCGGCACAGUCCGAUGGCAAUUUGGUAUUUUUCUGAAUUAAAACACAUUCUGCUGAAGUUUUGUUUUUUCCUCUUCCUUUUGUAAACCUAACAACUGCAGUGAGUAAUAAACAUUUGACCUGCAA